GUCUGACCCCCCUGCACGUGGCCGUGGCCUCGGGGUCCCGCGAGAGCGUCCUGGUCCUGCUGGAACACGGAGCCGACGUCGAUGCCGGGGACAUCAAGAGCGGGCGCUCCCCACUUCUGCACGCGGUGGAGAACGACAGCCUGGAGAUGGCCGAGCUCCUGCUGCAGCACGGUGCCAGCGUCAACGCCCAGUCCUACGCCGGCUGCACCGCCCUGCACGCGGCCGCGGGCCGGGGGCUGCUGCGGCUGCUGCGGCUGCUGCUGCGCUGCGGCGCCGACUGCGGCCUCCGCAACCUGCACAACGACACUGCGGCUGCUGUGGCUGUCAGCGCUCAGGUGAUCGACAUCCUGCGGGGCAAAGCCUCGAGACCCCCCCAGGACCCCCCAAAAUCCCCCCGGGACCCCCCCAAUGGCCCCACCUCCGAAGCCACGCCCACUUACACAUCAAGAGCCACGCCCACUUCCGCAUGCGCAGCCAAUCGGGUGGAAGGGGCGGAGCUUCCCGGCAGAUUGACGGGAGCACAGGAAGGCCCCGCCCACCAGCAGAGCAAGGACCAAUCAGAGGUGGCCGCGGGGAAGCCCCGCCCCUUUGGGCCUCAGAGGCUCCGCCCACGGGAGGGGCGGGGCCAGAGCAGCAUUAAGGGAGAAUAGAGAAAAAAUAAAAUAAAAUAAAAUAAAAUAAAAUAAAAUUA
This is a messenger RNA of Zonotrichia leucophrys gambelii, 691 nucleotides long. Its product is annotated as B-cell lymphoma 3 protein homolog. The annotation marks the transcript as partial. The record is from RefSeq and is a predicted model, not a curated record. NCBI's taxonomy places the organism in Eukaryota, Metazoa, Chordata, Aves, Passeriformes, Passerellidae. The transcript has 5 exons. Gene Ontology annotation, molecular function: protein binding.